Molecule: messenger RNA, 4336 nt
Organism: Triplophysa rosa
Lineage: Eukaryota; Metazoa; Chordata; Actinopteri; Cypriniformes; Nemacheilidae
Gene: cacnb2a
Product: calcium channel, voltage-dependent, beta 2a
Exons: 13
Coding region: 703-2550 (615 amino acids)
Biological process (GO): regulation of voltage-gated calcium channel activity; calcium ion transmembrane transport; chemical synaptic transmission
Cellular component (GO): voltage-gated calcium channel complex
Molecular function (GO): high voltage-gated calcium channel activity; protein binding
Source: RefSeq, a predicted model, not a curated record
GGCAGUUGAAUGAGAUGAGAAAGUGAGGUAGAGCGAGUGAGAGAGAGAGGAGGAUGAGUAAAUAAGAGAAGGGGGGAGAGAGAGCGAGAGGGCUGAGACAGCGUGAAGGUGUGUGGAGAGAAAGCAGACGGAGAGAGAGAGACUGCAGAUCUCCCAGACGUCGUUCACUCGUUGAAUGCCUGCUCAUGUUUAGCUGGGUGAUGUUUACACAGAACAGCGGACGGACAGAAACCAUCGGACCGAGAGAACGCAGGAGCGCGUGCCUGCAGCAGCAGCAGCAUCAUCGUUUCUGCGCGUGCCGGGAGCAUGGGAGCCCGGCGCGCUGCAGUGGGCUCUGCUGAAGCCCCUCUUUACUAAACACAAGCAUUGAUAUCCACACUGGUCGUCGCAGCCGUCACCGUCCACUAUGCGCAGGGAGCAAGCACACGCACGUGGAAUUACGCGCCAUCGUCAGCGACGCAUCCGUCCCCACAGCAACCGCAGCGGCUGCCGCGCAGCUAACACCGCGAACGUCAGCCCGAGCAAUAGCAGAGACAUUAGGUAGCAGUUUAAACCGAACUUCCGAGAAAAGACAUUUGAGAUAAACGCAUUCCGUUGGCCGCGGUGGGUGGCGCUGUCUGCGUCCGUGCAGCCGUUGCCUGAUCGAGUUUAUUGAGGCGGCUGGUAUGGUGAGUGGAGCAAACGCUCUAACCUGAUUGGCUGAUGAAGGCCUCGUGGAUCCGCCUGCUGAAACGAGCAACGGGGAGUCGAGUGAAGAACAUCACUGGCUCAGCAGACUCGUACACCAGUCGACCGUCAGAUUCUGAUGCUUCUCUGGAAGAAGAUAAAGAGACUCUACGUCGAGAAGCUGAGAGACGUGCGCUGAGCCAGCUGGAGAAUGCAAGGACUAAACCGGUGGCGUUCGCAGUGCGCACUAACAUCGGCUACAGCGCUUCCCUCGAAGAUGACGUCCCUGUGCCCGGAAUGGCCGUCUCGUUUGAGGCUAAAGAUUUCCUUCACGUUAAAGAAAAGUUUAAUAAUGACUGGUGGAUCGGGCGUUUGGUGAAAGAAGGUUGUGAAAUCGGCUUUAUUCCCAGUCCAGUGAAGCUUGAAAACACUCGACUCCAGCAGGAGCAUCGCUCCAAACCAGGAAAAUUCUAUUCCAGUAAAUCCGGGGCAAACUCAUUAUCGAGUCUUGGAGAUAUUGUUUCAAACUCACGAAAAUCAACUCCACCUUCCUCAGCUGUGGAUAUAGACGCUGCUGGUUUAGAUCCAGAGGAGAACGAGCCUUCUCUUCCUCAGCGUUCUCCUAAAGCCAGUCCAAACGCAGUCAUACCCCCUUUAGCCCGUGAGAAACGAAUGCCUUUCUUUAAGAAGACAGAACACGUCCCGCCGUAUGACGUGGUGCCCUCCAUGAGACCCGUGGUGUUAGUGGGACCUUCACUCAAGGGUUACGAGGUUACAGAUAUGAUGCAGAAAGCUCUGUUUGACUUUCUGAAGCACCGCUUUGAAGGGAGGAUUUCAAUCACAAGAGUGACAGCGGAUAUUUCUCUCGCCAAGCGCUCUGUGCUGAACAAUCCCAGCAAGCACGCCAUCAUCGAGCGCUCCAACACACGAUCUAACUUAGCUGAGGUUCAGAGCGAGAUCGAGAGGAUCUUUGAACUGGCCCGGACGUUACAGCUGGUUGUUCUUGAUGCAGACACAAUAAAUCAUCCGGCUCAGCUGGGGAAGACGUCUCUGGCACCCAUUAUCGUGUACGUCAAGAUCACCUCUCCUAAGGUUCUGCAGAGGUUAAUAAAAUCUCGAGGAAAAUCUCAGGCCAAACAUCUCAAUGUACAGAUGGUGGCAGCUGAUAAACUGGCACAGUGUCCACCGGAGCUGUUCGACAUCAUUCUGGAUGAGAAUCAGUUAGAAGACGCCUGCGAGCACAUGGCAGAUUAUCUGGAGGCGUACUGGAAAUCCACUCAUCCUCCCAGUGUCCCGCAACUGGCAUCAGAGACUGAAACUGCUGGAGCAGAACAUCCUUCAAACACACAGCUGAAGAACGCCGGGGCUGACCAGAGAGCAGAGACGAGGAGGAGCUUUCGUGAAGACCAUCACCAUCGUCAUCAAAUUCACAGGCAAGAACGUUUUGAACAAGCCAAUGACAACAUCGAGGAGAGAGAAACUCAAACCAACACAGAACAACAACCAUCACAGAGCGAGUGGAGGACACAUCACAUCCAUCAUCGCUCUUCAUCCACACGAACUGAACGCCACAAUCACCACCAUCAUCAUCACCGUCAUCAUCACCAGCAUCACAACAGGACCGCACAGACGCUUUCCAGACAAGAGACGCUGGAGAGCAAAGAAUCCAAUGAGCCUCAUCACGAACACACACACCAGCCGGAGGAGGAGGAGACCGUUCGGACCAACCACCAUCAUCAUCGCCGUGGAGACCGAGAGUGCGACCACAACGAGAGGAACAACAGACAGAGAGGACAACAGAGAUCACAGAGAGAACACGAGCGCGUGAGAGACAGGAGACGGGCCGAGACCGAGUGGACGAGCGAGCAAUACAUAGAACAGUGACACUGACUCACUGAAACACAACGGUGCCACGUACAAUAACAGGGUUGAACAAAACUCACAAUGUUAGAGUCUGUUUGCUUUCAGUUUGUGAGUGUGAAUUGGAUUUGAAUGGGCAACACUUUACAGGAUGAUAACACCCACAAAAUUAUCAAAUGAUUUGCCACAUUGUUUCUAGAGACUUUACAAAUAUAAGACUCCGUCUGUGAAAUCCCAGCUUGAGUUAUAUUUAUUAUUAUUUAUGAGAUUAAGAGUGUCAACGUCAACCAUAAAAAUGAUGAAAUAAGUCAUUUAUUUAUUGUAUGAUAAAAAUGAAUGAUUUUAUUGACAAUGUUUUAUUAUUUUGCACAGAACAAAAUUGCUGGGUUUUCACAGUCGGGUCACAAAUGAAUAAUAUACAUACAAAACGUGAAUGUAUUGAUUUGAUUUGAUCUAUUCUGAUCUAUAGAUAUCACAUUGACAUUGACUUUUAAUGUUUCUGGAAAUACCCCAUAAGUCCUAUGAUAACAUGCUCAACAGUAAUUUAUUUUAUUAAUAUUAAAUGUAUUACAUUUAUUUAUACAUCUUAUUAAAACAGGCUACAGCAGUUUAAAUUUCAUCCCAUUUUCAUUUAAACUUAAAUAUCAUGCAGUACAAUUCUGUCAUGUUUGCUAUUUUAACUCACUUCAACUUCAGUGUUUUUUUAUGAUGUGAUGUCAGCCUGAGCCGGCUGUGGAUCACAUUAUUGUUUUGUGUUUCAAAAUGCCACAGCACCAACAUGAGCUCUCUUUAACGUCUGAAUUUUUCUCCUAGACAUCAAUAGGAUUAAAUCGAAGAGCAAAUGAAAAUCUUUGCUUAAGUCUCAUAGAUAUUUCUCCUGAAAAAAAAGAGUCAGAAAUCUAACAAAUGUCUCUGUCAUUAGAGUUUCAGAAGAGAUGUCGAACUGAGCUUAGAUUUGUCAAAUCUGCAAACAAAAGUCAAUAUUAUUGAAGAUCUCAAAAUGAACUCAAACAUUUCUCAUCAAAUAUUCCCAAAUCCAGAUUAUUUUACCUCUGCAAUCUACAUUCAUUUUACACCUCCACCAAGCAAAGUAGUUUUCAUGUGUGGAUUCACAUGAAUAUAAAACAAAGAUGUUUUUGUCUUCAUUUCAUUUGGCUUGUGUGAUGGGUCUGGCGUGACUUUUUUAAAAGUCGACAUGAAAUCAAAAUUCAUCCUAAAAAACUGUAAACACACAUUUCUGGUCUUAUCGUGAACAAUUCAUCAGUGCACAUCAAUGCAAAGGAAAGGUUUGUUUUUGUCAACUUUUAUCUGAAUGUAUUAACAUGCUUGAUGUGUUUGUGUUUUUAUGUCCAUGAAUGUUAAGAGAUGAAUAGAAAAUAGAUUUGUCUGAUUUUAUUCUGCUGUGGAAAGAUUGUUUUAUUAGACAUUAAAUAUAAACAAUGUUUCCGCUACAUGAAUUAUUCUGUCACUCUGAGGUCACGAAUGAAGUGAAGUGGAUGGAAAAAUAUUUUGUUUUAAACAAUGUGAAAUGCAACAUGCAUCUUGACUGUUUUGGUUGGAAACCAUAACGUGAUGUUUGUGUGCGUGACGUCAUUUCACUGUGAACUGUUGCCCACAUCUCGCAGGACAAAGACAUCACAUCAAGACUUUUAAACUACGGGUUACUUGUUCAAUUUAAAGAUGAUGAAUUCGUAGCUCUGUUUCUAACCUUACUAUCUUUGCAUGGUUAGAGAAAUGAAAGUGUUUAGAGCGUAUUUCAGGUUUCAUAUAAGUUAAGAAAGAAAUAAAACACAACAUGUUUUACACCUGU